UAGGUACAAGGAAAACAGAGCCUGAGCGCCCUCUUCAUCAACACCUCUAGACCCUUACGCCCUUCCCCUUCUCCCCUUCCCGCUUCCCUCACCUCACCCUAUUUCAUUGCACCUAGAUGUGCGCCUCGGUAGCAUGCAUACAUGCCCAGGUUCACAGCUUGUUGGGAAGAAGUGGAAGAGGCAGGCGAAGUGGAAGAAGCACCCAGUUCAUCAUUCAUCAUUCUUCGCAUGCGCCUUAGUCUUCCACCCUAUUCUCAACGAUAAUAAUCGUCUGGAACUCAGGGUAAUUUUAGAUGACUUGGUGGGAGUUGAUGUGCGCAAAUGCGCAGUCUCUUCUAUCCCCCGCCGCCGAUACGUUCGAGCGAAGAGGAGAUUAGGUGGAAUCGCUGCGAAAGCUGUAUGUGCUGUGUACAUGGCCAGAGUCUCGCUUCUGGCCGAUUGGAUCGGUUGCAUGGGGUUUGGUGGUUGAGGGGGGUCGGGUGCCGUCAGAGUCAUCCAUGGAUAGAUAGAUGGGGGACUUUGUUCGAUAGCGUUUGGCGGGGUAAUGAUUCACAACCAUGCAUCCUCUCCUGCAUGUAGGAACUCUCAAGGUCGAAGCGAGAAAAAGUUCAAUUCGGAAAAUGCAAGUACGUAGACGAUGGACAAG
This is a messenger RNA of Westerdykella ornata, 646 nucleotides long. RefSeq lists its product as uncharacterized. NCBI's taxonomy places the organism in Eukaryota, Fungi, Ascomycota, Dothideomycetes, Pleosporales, Sporormiaceae. The transcript has a single exon. The record is from RefSeq and is a predicted model, not a curated record. Bases 134 to 469 code for a protein of 111 amino acids.